Hemicordylus capensis (graceful crag lizard) is the source of this 3413-nucleotide messenger RNA. Its product is annotated as broad substrate specificity ATP-binding cassette transporter ABCG2-like. Gene Ontology annotation, cellular component: plasma membrane. The record is from RefSeq and is a predicted model, not a curated record. Lineage: Eukaryota; Metazoa; Chordata; Lepidosauria; Squamata; Cordylidae. The transcript has 16 exons. The coding region runs from base 240 to 2333 and encodes 697 amino acids. Gene Ontology annotation, molecular function: ATP binding; ABC-type transporter activity; ATP hydrolysis activity.
UAUGAUCACAGUAAUUUGACACUCGCAGCAGCAGCAGCAGAGCAGCAGCAGCAGCUCCGCAUGUGUGAGACUUCCUCAAACAGAAAUUUAUGUAACUUAACCUGAAUUGAGUCAUAAAAACCCAGAGGAUAGCGGUUGUCACCGUCAGUGCCGCUCUGGGAGAGACCUCUAGACAUUCAGCUGAGUGGAAGCCGGCUCGAAGUUUGGAAGCAAGUGAACCAAAAAGGCAGUUCCAGCAGAUGGGAACCAUUGAUAACAAAGACUUUGUUAGCAUUGGCCCAAUAGAAUUUGGUGCCUGUGGCAAAGAUGCAACAAUGAGUUUGUCCAACCGCACAAGGGAAUCUACUGGGGAUGAAGCGGAACAAGGGGGCAAAUUCUUGCGUUCACUCCCAACCAGGGAAUCUCUCCGAUCCCCUCGGGGAUCAGUUGUAAGCUUCCACAACAUCCAGUAUUCCAUCACGCAGUCCCAUGGGCUCCCAUGCAAGCCGACAAGAGUGGAGAAGAAAAUCCUACAUAACGUAUAUGGUAUCAUGAAGCCAGGCAUGAAUGCUAUCCUGGGGCCAACAGGCAGUGGCAAAUCUUCGCUUCUAGAUGUUCUGGCUGCUCGAAAAGAUCCUGCUGGUUUGUCUGGGGAAGUUCUCAUAGAUGGUGUCCCACAACCUCCAAAUUUCAAGUGUAUCUCAGGAUAUGUCGUCCAGGAUGAUGUUGUCAUGGGUACCAUGACUGUGAGGGAGAAUUUGAUCUUCUCUGCAGCCCUGCGGCUGCCUGGCUCGAUCAGCUACCAGGAGAAGGAAGAACGGGUGACUCAGAUCAUCAAUGAGCUGGGGCUGAGCAAAGUGGCUGAUGUGAAGGUAGGAACUGAACUGAUCCGAGGAGUAUCGGGGGGAGAACGGAAGAGAACCAAUAUAGGAAUGGAGCUGAUCACAGAACCCCCCGUAUUAUUCUUGGAUGAACCCACCACAGGCCUAGAUGCCAGCACUGCCAAUGCUGUGCUCCUCCUGCUGAAGAGGCUCUCCAGAAGGGGAAGAACUAUCAUUUUCUCAAUUCAUCAACCUCGUUAUUCCAUUUUCAAACUUUUUGAUAGUCUUACAUUGCUGGCUUUGGGGAAAGUGCUCUAUCAUGGCCCAUCCAAGGAGGCAUUGGAAUACUUUCGUUCUAAUGGUUAUGAGUGUGAGCCAUUCAACAAUCCAGCUGACUUCUUUCUUGAUGUGAUCAAUGGUGACUCCACUGCUGUGGCAGCAACAAAAUGUGUUGAGAAAUCCAAGGAAUUGGAAGAGCAGAAUCACAUGGAGACUGAUAGUGAGAAUAAUGUGGCGGAAGAAAACAUGGAGAAGACUGUGGUAGACUUGCUGCAUGAGAAAUACCUUCUCUCCAGCCAAUGCCAAGGCAUGAUGGAAGAGCUAAAGAAACUGGGAAAUGGCCAGGCAAUCUCGAAGAAGAAGCCAAGGCAAAUGAAUCAAGUGACUUAUGCAAAUGGCUUCUUCACUCAGCUCUACUGGGUGUCCAAGCGCUCCCUCAAAAACCUUAUCCGAAGUCCCCAGGCUUCUGUAGCACAAGUCCUUGUUACCAUUGUCCUAGCAUUGAUUGUUGGGGCAAUUUUCUUUGAUGCAAAGCUUGAUCAAAGCGGUAUUCAGAAUCGAGUUGGAUCCCUGUUUUUUGUAACCACAAAUCAGUGCUUCUCCAGUGUGUCGGCUAUUGAACUGUUUAUCAGAGAUAAGAAAUUGUUCGUCCACCAGUAUACAAGUGGGUAUUAUAGAGUGUCUGUAUAUUUCCUUGCUUUGAUGAUUGGAGACCUGUUGCCCAUGAGGACCAUGCCCGCAGUUGUAUUUUCAUGCAUAAGCUACUGGAUGAUUGGCUAUCAAGCUGUGGCAGGACGGUUCUUCUUUUUCAUGCUGACACUGGUGCUCUUGUCCUACACAGCCACCUCAAUGGCCCUCGCUAUUUCAGCUGGGAUGGAUGUGGUGGCCAUUGCCAACCUACUUAUCACUAUUUGCUUUGUCUUCAUGCUGAUCUUUUCUGGCUUAUUGGUGAAUCUUCCCAGUGUGAUGGGUUGGUUGAACUGGCUGAAAUACUUUAGCAUUCCCAGAUAUGGCCUCACGGCUCUUGAAGUAAAUGAGUUUAGAGACCUAUAUUUCUGCGACAAUAUUACAGAAUCCAACAAUUGUACAUCUCAGCCUGGCCAAACGUGCGAUGGUGUAACAUACCUCUACAGCCAGGGAAUAGAACCUACCAACUGGGCCAUGUGGGAAAACAUUGUGGCCCUUCUCUGCAUGACGGUCAUCUUCCUCUUGAUAGCAUAUGCCAAACUGCGGUUUAUGAAAAAAUUCACCUAACAGCUGCCAUGCGGAACAGAUGGCAUUUAUGAUGACAUUAGGUCUUCCCAGGUCCAAGCAAGAGAACUCAUUUUCACAACUCACUCUGGAGGACCAUAUUGUACCACCUGCUUUUUACUUUGAUAUUUAAUCUACUUUUUGUAAAGAGAUUAUAUGGCCAGCAAAUCCCUUUAAUAUACAAUUUCACAUUUUUACACUUGUUUUGAGGCCAGCUUCAGAUAUUUCUCAGGAAGCUUGUUUAGAUCUGUGGCUAGUCAGUUGUUUUGGAGAGCUACUUUCAAAAGGGAGUCAGAGUGGGUCAGAAUCCCGAUCAUAUUGCCCUAAAAUGGUCUGCCAGCAAGUUAUAUUUCACAUAGAUGCCAUUUUCUCUACACCUAUUUUGCCUCUAGGCUGGCAAGUUAUAAAGGCAUCCACAUGACUGUGUGUGUGUGUGUGUGUGUGUGUGUGUGUGUGUGUGUGUGUGCCCUCCUCCCUCACUUUUAGCCUGGGUUUAAAAGGUUGAGGAUAAAGUGGUUGCUCUAGUCUAGUGUCAUCUGGGAUAGUAUUCCUGAUAGUUUGUAUUUCAUCUUGAUGGGCAAUAUUUAUGGAUAGCACUUCUACAUCCAUAUCAUCCUUUCCACAAAUGGAGAUUCACUCAUGGAAGCAGCUACAGAAGAAUAUACCAAUGUAAACCACCUCACCUGCACUGCAACACUCAUCUAGGUCCCAUUGGUUUCGAUGAAUGCAUCUUUUUGGAGUGGAUGUGCCCUUACUGACAACUAAUUGCUCAGAAUAACAUUGGACUAUGGCCUAUAUCUUUAAACCAUUAUUUCCCUAGUGUUGGAUUGUGAUUCAGGAUUGGAGACUUGAAUAGAAUAAGAAGCCUACAUCCAUAUUUGUACUGCCAAUGUAAAUGACCUUAAAUUAUGUUUACAUGUUUCAGUAAUUGGGGAAAUGAUCCUAUACUUUAAAAUGUGUAUAUUUUUGUAUUAAUAAUUUCAAUGUUUUCAAAUUAUAUUGCUUGAAACAGUGAUUGAUUGAUUAAGUGCCAUCAAGUCUGUGUCAACUCUUAGCGACCACAUAAAUAGAUUCUCUCCAGGA